AUGUCGGACUUGCAAGUAGCAGUUUAUGUCGCACCUCCAAUCCCUUUACCUGGAUCUCAAGGAGACUCAUGGUCUCCAAUUUCAUGCACUUUAAUAUACUCAUCCCACGAUGCCAUUCUUGUAGACACUCCCCUUACAAUCAAGCAAAGCGAAGAAUUAAUCGAAUGGAUUGAAAAAAUCGCACCCAACAGGAAACUAUCCUAUAUAUAUAUCACUCAUGGCCAUGGAGACCAUUUCUUCGGAGUCCCGGUCAUCCUGAAACGCUUUCCCAAUGCAGUACCAGUCGCCACACGCAAAGUACUGGAACAUAUGAAGCAGCAAGUGGAGAAGAACAUUUUCAAAAACAUGUGGGAGCUUCGUUUCCCUGGUCAAAUUUAUCAACCUCAACUAUCUCCUCUAGCAAGCAUAUUACCAGAAAGCGGCAAGUUCAGACUUGAGAAUCGCUGGGUGUUCGAAGCCAUCGAGUGCGGCCAUUCGGAUACAUACGACUCAACCGUGCUGUGGGUGCCAGACUUGAAGCUAGCCGUCUGUGGAGAUGUUGUGUAUGGAAAAGUUCACCAGUAUCUCUUUGAAGCAAAUAAUGAAGAAAAACGCAAGGCAUGGAUUCAGGCUAUCGAGAAAGUUGAGGCAUUGGGACCAUUAUACGUGGUUCCAGGUCACAAGCAGUCGGGAGAAUUGGAUGGAAUCUGGCAUCUUUCAGCAACGAAGAAAUACAUCCUUGAUUUUGAAGAUAUUAUUAAGUCAAACCCAAAAGAUUCCAGAGAGGUAUUUAGAAAGAUGAUGGAAUUGUAUGGAGAUAGGUUCAACCCAAGUGCCUUAAAACUGAGCUGCAAGGGAGCCAUUGUCGCAAAAGAGUCCCAUAUUUAG
This is a messenger RNA of Talaromyces proteolyticus, 867 nucleotides long. RefSeq names its product beta-lactamase-like protein. Lineage: Eukaryota; Fungi; Ascomycota; Eurotiomycetes; Eurotiales; Trichocomaceae. The coding region runs from base 1 to 867 and encodes 288 amino acids. The transcript has a single exon. The record is from RefSeq and is a predicted model, not a curated record.